This is a messenger RNA of Adineta steineri, 2001 nucleotides long. NCBI's taxonomy places the organism in Eukaryota, Metazoa, Rotifera, Eurotatoria, Adinetida, Adinetidae. The record is from the annotation of a GenBank genome assembly.
AUGUCAUCGAAUAACAUUUUUUCAUCACCAAUUAUGUUUAUAACAUUUUUUAUCAUUUUUUCAUUUAUUAAUAAUUUAACAAAUGCUCAAAUAUGCACGUCAGAUGUAUGCAAUAAGCAUGGUACUUGUAUACCGAAUAUAUCUAGUUCAUUUACUUGUCAAUGUGAUCCGGGUUUUGCCGGUCCAACUUGUAAUCAAGAAUUAGAUGAAUGUGCAUCGCAACCAUGCGCAAAUAAUGGUACUUGUACAGACUUAGAAAAUGGUUUUCUUUGCCAUUGUCUACCUGAAUGGAAUGGUACUUUAUGUACAGAAUCAAAGAACCCAUGUCAAUCAUCACCAUGUGGUUCACUUGGUAAAUGUAUUCCAACGAAUCAACCACAAAUACCCUAUUACUGUCAAUGUCCAGAUGGACAAAAUACGAUGUUUAAAUGUGCUGAUCCAAAUCCUUGUCUACCAAAUCCAUGUGGUCUUGGAAAAUGUGAAAUUACUCCAGAUAUACUCAAUGGUUACAUUUGUCGAUGUCAUGAUGGUUCAAUUCAAUUAACAAAUUGUUCUACACCAAAAAAUCCUUGUGCAGCAUUACCUUGUGGACCACAGGGACGCUGUAUAACUCUUUCAGCAGCUCCAAAAGGAUACAUGUGUAUGUGUCAAAGUGAGGGUAUUACUUUUACAACUAUUGAUACAUGUCCAACAACAAAUUCAAUUUGCACUCAUCUAACAUGUAGAAAUGGUGGAACUUGUGUGCCAUAUUCUGCUAAUGAACCAUCAUGUAAUGUUGGACAAGUUGGUUCUAUUUGCUGUCAAUGUCCUCCUAAUUAUACCGGCCUGCGAUGUGAACGAGAACUUGAUUAUUGUACAUCAAAUCCUUGUAAAGCAAAUGGACGUUGUCUUUCAGGUAAAUCUGGAUAUCGAUGUCAAUGUUAUGAAGGAUUUACAGGCGAAAACUGUGAAGCUCGAAUAUUGAGCUCAGGUUGUUUAUCAAAUCCCUGUACAGUUGGUAUUUGUUAUCAAUUGAAUCAAAAUGGACCUACGUAUGUUUGUAUCUGUCCAGAUGGAACACUUAGUUUAUCAUGCAAUUCAACAAAAAAAACAUUAGAUUCAACUCGAAAUCCAUAUGCAAUUCCGACUAUACCACCACAACCAACAACUUCCAUACCUACAAUGAUGUUUGCUAAUAAUGGAAAAUAUGGUGGUGGUGGUGAAGGAAAUAGAAAUAUUCUUCGACCUGCUUCAACAUGUACUCCAUCAUCAAAAGAUGCAUGUAAUGGUGGACAAUGUGUAUUAGGUACUGAAGGAAUAUAUAUGUGUCGAUGUCGUGAAGGUUAUACAGGAAUUUAUUGUGAAAGCAAUAUAAAUGAAUGUGCAUCAAAUCCUUGUUUGGGUGGUGGUACAUGUUAUGAUCUUGUUAAUGCGUAUGCAUGUUUUUGUCCUGAUCGAAUUUUUCGACCACAAUGUAAUACAACUGGUAUAUCACCAACGAUUCAAAGUAAUCCAGUUCUCAUGGUUACUAGCAAUCCUAAAACAAAUUAUAAUAAUAAUAAUGAUGACAAAUCAUUAUUGAGUGAAUGUAAUUGCCGUAAUGGUGGUUUAUGUUUUACAAGUCCAACUGGUAGAAAACUUUGUCAAUGUCCUAAUGGAUUCAGUGGAUCAUUCUGUGAACGAUCACUUAAUACUGGUAUAAAUCCUGGUCAAUUAGCUUGUAGUCAAGCAUUAUGUCAAAAUGGUGGUACUUGUCAAGAACAAGGAUUAAGUGCUAUUUGCAAUUGUAAACCGGGAUAUACAGGUCAACGAUGCGAAUCUGAAUAUUUUCGUUGUCAAGCAAAUGGUCGUUUUGCUGAUGCAUCAAGUUGUAAACAAGGUCGAUAUUUUGAAUGUGUUUAUUUCGGACAAUAUGAUUUGGGUCUACCAAAUGGAGUUCUCUAUAGUCGUAGUUGUCCACCUGGUCUUUGGUUUAAUGCAUUGAAUGAUCGAUGUGAUUAUCCAAGUGUUGUUCGAUGUUAA